UGCAUUGAUGACCAUUUUACUUGCUCUUUUCUCUUCUGUGGAAGUUUCACCCAUCAUGAAUUGUUGCCAGACUGCAUCAAGCCAUUCCUGGGUUUUCCCCACUGUAAUUCUCUGCUUAUUUGGAUUUUUCUCAAUGAUGAAACCAUCAGAGCCAUUUUUGGUGGCUUAUUUGGCAGGACCAGACAAAAAUUUUAGCCUCAGCGUGAUCACCAAGAACAUCAUUCCACUGUGGACCUACUCCUACCUGGCGCUGCUGCUCCCCGUGUUCGUCCUCACCGAUUACGUCCGCUACAAGCCAGUCAUUACCUUACAAGUGGUCAGCUUCAUCAUCACCUGGCUGCUGUUCUUGUUUGGCCAGGGACUGAGAGCCAUGCAGGUGCUGGAGUUCUUCUACGGCUUGGCCUCCGCCACCGAGGUGGCCUACUACGCCUACAUCUACAGCGUGGUCAGCCCAGAGCACUAUCAGAAAGUGAGCGGCUACUGCCGGAGCGUCACGCUGGUGGCCUACACAGCCGCCUCCGUGCUGGCCCAGCUCUUGGUGUCCCUAGCCAACCUGUCAUACUUUUACCUCAAUGUCAUAUCCCUGGUCUCUGCCUCCAUGGCCUUCUUUUUCUCACUUUUUCUACCAAUGCCCAAGAAGAGCUUGUAUUUUCAUGCAAAACCCAACAAAGAAGCUCCUCAAAAUCUACCACAAGGGGAUGCUGUGCUAGGGGACACUCACAAGGGUCACAAAGAAUUAGGAGACCAGUUGAACAGCCCAAGACCCCAAAAUGUGGCUUUGGGAGUUUUCGUGCAGUGGUUCCAAGAUUUGAAGGAGUGCUACAACUCAAAGCAUCUUUUUUACUGGUCCCUGUGGUGGGCCUUCUCCACGGCAGGUUUUAACCAGGUUUUAAGUUAUGUUCAAAUCCUAUGGGAUUACAAGGCACCAUCUCAAAGUUCUACAAUAUACAAUGGGGCAGUGGAAGCCCUCGCAACCUUUGGGGGGGCCUUAACAGCCUUUGCAGUGGGCUACGUGAAAGUCAGCUGGGAUCUUCUGGGAGAGUUGGCCUUGGGAAUCUUCUCCGCAGCAGAUGCUGGUUCUCUGUUUCUCAUGCAUUUCACAACUAAUAUUUGGGUGUGCUAUGCCAGCCUUUUGAUAUUCAAGUCAAGUUAUAUGCUCCUCAUCACCAUAGCAGCAUUUCAGAUUGCAGUUCAUCUGAGUGUGGAGCGCUAUGCCCUGGUGUUUGGAAUCAACACUUUCAUUGCCUUGAUGAUUCAGACCAUCAUGACCAUGGCUGUGGUUGACGAUCAAGGACUGGGCCUUCCUGUCAACAUUCAGUUUUUAGUUUAUGGAAGUUAUUUCUCAGUCAUUGCUGGAAUUUUCCUAAUGAGAAGCUUUUACACAAUCUACUCAGCCAAAUGCGGAAAGAAAAAAUGUAAUCCGACAACUGGCCAGAAUCCAAGUGAAUCGGGGGACGCAGUUCCUGAUGUGAGCACAGUAACGCAGCUGUAGCCUGGUCCCAACUACCAUGGACAGAAGACAAGUUAGUGUGAUUGUAAAUACAUGGUACUAAGCGACAUGGCGUUUUAACAUUUCAUCCUAGAUUAACCUAUUGCAAAACAUUAGACCAUCAGUGAACUGAAUACAACCAAAUGAUAUAAUUGACCAGAUUGAAACAAACCAUCUUCAUGGCCUCAGUGAGCAACUGGAACCCAAAAUACUGUUUUGAUACAUUCAAGCCCACCCCCAAACAACAGAGAAAUAAAAGUUACUAUCCGCAGCAACAUGAAAUAGCCUAUGC
Molecule: messenger RNA, 1781 nt
Organism: Otolemur garnettii (small-eared galago)
Lineage: Eukaryota; Metazoa; Chordata; Mammalia; Primates; Galagidae
Product: thiamine transporter 2-like
Exons: 5
Coding region: 8-1492 (494 amino acids)
Biological process (GO): transmembrane transport; vitamin transport
Cellular component (GO): plasma membrane
Molecular function (GO): thiamine transmembrane transporter activity
Source: RefSeq, a predicted model, not a curated record